UCUGACGUCACUAACAUUUUUGGCGGGGACUUUUUGUUGUUAAAAAUUUUUGUAAUUUCUUAGGUAAUUUACUCAUGAAUUAUCUGUCUUAUGUAAAAUCAUGGAAGACAUACAGAACAAAUUAAUGCCCUACAUUUGUGAUGCUAACAGUGCAGUUCAAUUUAAGCUUGUUAAAAGUAAAGAGGAUUUAGAAACAGAUGAUGGAUUUUUCUUCCCUGAUAUGUCGCACCAAAUAUUUGGUGAAAAAGAACAAAUUUUCGGAUUCACAGAUUUAAAAUUGCGAAUAUAUUACACAGCGAGCUCAUUACAGAUUCAUACAAAGCUGUUAUAUGGAAGAAAGAUUAACCCAGAACAGUUUGAUGGAGUCAAAGCAGAUGAUAUUAUGAAAAGUGUGCGCGAAGUCUUACCAGCCAACGUUAUUGAGAAUGUGGAUGAUUUUUCAAAAAAACUCGAUGGGGAACCAAAUUUUAAACCGUUCGGAGAAAUAAUUUACAAUUACACUCGACAGCAAAAAGGAAAAUCAACAAAACGAAACUUCGAAAUUUACAAGGCAGACAUGACAAACCCAAAUUUCAAGGAAUAUCAUCAACGAAUAGAAAGUUUUAUUCUCUGGUUUAUUGACGCUGCGUGUUUUAUUGAUUCCGACGAUGAUAAAUGGGAUUUCUACGUUGUAUUUGAAAAGUGCACAGAAGGAGGGAUAACCUCGCAUUUAUUUGUUGGAUAUUCAACUUGUUACAGAUUCUAUGCUUACCCUGACAAAAUACGACCACGAAUAAGCCAAGUACUGGUUCUUCCACCAUACCAAAGGCAAGGUCACUGCACUGAGUUAAUCACGGCCAUCUAUCAACAAUAUGUUCCUAAGGCAGCUGUGUUAGAUAUAACAGCUGAAGACCCGUCAGAAAAUUUUCAACGUGUUCGUGAUUUUAUCGAUUCAAAGAAUUGUUUAAAAUUACCAGAGUUUCAGGAUUCAAAGCUGGGCCAAAAGUUCUCAAAAGAAAUGCGAAAAGCAGCUCAAGAAAAAUAUAAAAUUAACAGGCGCCAAGCACGCAGAGUUUAUGAAAUACUACGACUCCGCAUAACACCAGAGAAUGAUGACGUAGCAUUCACAAAAUAUCGGCUUGCAGUUAAAUCACGACUCAACGAACCAAUGAGGAAUGAGUCUCUGCGAAAAAAAAGUCAUCUUUUGCCAGCAUCACUUGUUCCUCCUAAAGAAGAGCGACUUCUGAUGUUGCAACGAGAGUUUGAGACUUGCCUCCACGAAUAUAAAAAAGUUAUUACCCGGCUCGAUAUCUCAGCGUAAACAGUUCCUUUUUCUCCAUUGCACAUAUCGCUAAAUACAUAAAUCAACACAAUGU
Molecule: messenger RNA, 1355 nt
Organism: Ciona intestinalis (vase tunicate)
Lineage: Eukaryota; Metazoa; Chordata; Ascidiacea; Phlebobranchia; Cionidae
Source: RefSeq, a predicted model, not a curated record